GCGCGAGCGUUUGAAGCGGGAAAAGCGUUGUUGCUAUAGAGACGCGGCCUAGUCGCUGCUGCCGAACGGCGCCGCGGCAGACUUUAGCUUGAAGAUGGCAUCAUGCCUUUAUGAAUGCCUUUGUGAGGCAGAACUUGAAAAAUACUAUCCCCAUUUUGCUGCCUUCGGUCUUCAGAAGAUUGAUGAGCUUGCAAAAGUUUCCAUGAAAGAUUAUACCAAACUGGGGGUCCAUGACAUGAAUGACCGCAAACGACUCUUUCAGCUCAUUAGAAUAAUCAAAAUUAUGCAAGAGGAAGACAUUGCAGACUUAAACAAGCAAGAUUUUCAAACAAGUGGCCUUUUCAUUCAGCCUCAGGUGACUAGAUCAGGUCCCUGUAGACAGCUGCGUUUUGAGUCCUUCUUCGAAGAAAAGGAUGGAACGGUUAAAGACUCUGAAUCUGAAUCAUAUGGUUCAUCUGAUCCCAGUACCAAUGAAGAGAAGAACAGUGUAGGGGAAAUGUUGGGACACAUUCAACCACAUGAUUCAGAGCUGAUCAGAUCAACUAGAAGAGACCUAAAUACUUCUGGAGUAUGCACAAAAAAGGGCCUGAGCUGUCCAACAGUUUCUGAUGAUAUUGCUCCUUUCCUGGGGGAUUCUGAAGCUCCUAUCAUACAAAGAAUAACUCAUAUUUCAGGGUAUAAUUAUGGACUACCUCAUUCCUGCAUCAGAUCCAGUACUUCUGAGAAAGAGACUCCAUGGACAGAGAGUGAAAAAAUCAGAGUGUGUGUCCGAAAACGUCCUCUAGGCCUGAGAGAGGAGCGACGUGGAGAGGUUAAUAUCAUUACAGUGAAAGAUAAAGAAACCCUGCUUCUUCAUGAAAAGAAGGAGGCAGUUGAUCUCACACAAUAUAUUUUGCAGCAUGUUUUUUAUUUUGAUGAAGUCUUUGGGGAGUCAUGUACCAAUCAGGAUGUGUAUAUGAAGACAGCUCAUCCUCUCAUUCAGCAUAUUUUUAACGGAGGCAAUGCAACCUGCUUUGCAUAUGGGCAGACUGGUGCUGGCAAGACCUACACUAUGAUAGGUACUCACCGGAACCCAGGACUCUACGCCUUGGCUGCCAAGGACAUCUUUAGACACCUGGAAGCAUCACAGUCAAGAAAAGAUCUCAUCGUUUUGAUCAGUUUUUAUGAGAUCUACUGUGGACAGCUUUAUGACCUGCUAAAUGGAAGGAAGAGACUUUUUGCAAGAGAAGACAGCAAGCAUGUCGUUCAGAUAGUAGGGCUGCGGGAGGUUCAGGUGGACUCUGUAGAUCUACUGUUGGAGGUGAUUCUGAAGGGGGGAAAAGAACGUAGCACAGGAGCUACUGGAGUCAACUCAGAUUCCUCUCGAUCUCAUGCUAUCAUCCAAAUCCAAAUUAAAGACACAGCCAACAGGACAUUUGGAAGGAUAUCAUUCAUUGACUUGGCCGGCAGUGAAAGGGCAGCUGAUGCCAGAGACUCGGAUCGACAAACAAAAAUGGAAGGAGCAGAAAUAAACCAAAGUCUCUUAGCACUAAAGGAAUGCAUUCGAGCGUUGGAUCAGGAACAUGCACAUACUCCUUUCCGGCAAAGCAAAUUAACUCAGGUGCUAAAAGAUUCUUUCAUUGGCAAUUCCAAGACAUGUAUGAUAGCCAAUGUAUCACCUAGCCACAUAGCUACAGAGCACACCCUGAACACUUUACGAUAUGCUGACAGGGUCAAAGAGCUGAAGAAAGGGAUUAAAUUUUCGACCCCUGUCACAAACAGGCAGCGGACAAUUGGAAACUUAUCUCCAAAACGUGUCCAAAACUGUCCCUCUUUGCCACCUGGUGAGAAGAGCUCUCCAAAAAAAGUGAAGCUAGGCCUCCAGCAUCCUUUAAAUUCUACAAAAACAAAGGCAUGUCCUGCAGCACUCCAGCCAGCGAGUGUCCCUUUUGCCUCCAGCCCCAGAGGAAUCAACAAAGGACAUGCCUACAAAGGAAAUCCCAGCUCACCCUGGUUCCACCACACUAACCCAGUUAAGGGAGUUCUACGGAUAGCACAUCCCCUGAAGAAGAAGACUGAUGAUCUGUCCCCACACUCUGAAAAGAUCCCCACUGUGAAGGAUUUUGUCAUCAAAAAUGCUGCCAUGGCAGAAACAAGAGAGAGUGGCCAGAGAGACAAGUAUAUGCAAGACAGAUCACCUGUCCAGUGCCUGAAAGUCCAGACAGUGCAACCUGUUCAGAAACAGCUUGUUUCUAGAGAUGAUUUUUCCUUUGGAGAUGGAAAUCUGCCUUCUAACAGCAGACAGGAAUGGGGAAACACCUUUGCUAAACAAUGUGUUGAAACCUGGACAAAUAUGCCUCCAUUUCAGAAGGAAAGGGAAGAGCAUUUACGCCUUUAUCACCAGCAGUUUCAGCAGCCACCUAUUCUACAGCAAAAUUUGAACUAUCAACCUCUUGAGAGGUUUUUAACACAGUACAAGCCCCAGGAGAUUCAAGUGAAGCAGGAGCUGAGCCUUACUCCCACAGAAGUACAGAGCAAAGAGGGGAUGCAGCUGGAAGAUCUGGAUGACAGUGAUUUCAGUGAAGAUUCUUUCUCACCUGUCUGCAGUGAAAAGAGCAUGAAAAGAAAUGCCAGCAAAUGCAGUCAACAUUCAUUUUUCCUUCAUCAAAGAGAACAAGGAACUGAAGAAGAGCAAAAAGGCCAAAAGCGUCAGGAUUUAUUUUUUAAAUAUGCAAUAUCCAUGCAAGAACAUGAACUAGAUGACAGCUGGAAUCAUAGUGGGGGCAGCCCAAAGGCAGAAGAAUCCAUUAAAAAUGCAGGCUGCAGCAAAACUCCAUCAGACUGGAGCUAUGACUUAACUAUUGAGUCCUCUCCAAGCAAUACUGCAGAAAAACCCUACUGCUUGCAGGAAGAUCCUGCUUGUAACUGGAAAAAUGACAAAGAUCUCCUAGCUGAUCACAAACAGUACAAAUCCAAACGCAGAUGUUUCAUUUACUCCAGUGAAGCCACCGUAACUCCAGAAGAGGAUGCUUCAAACUCAUAUGUUUCUCCUGUAUUGAAAUCGGAAACUCCAGAGGGCAAAGAGAUCGACCUCCAGCACAAAGAGAAGGAAGAAUCCACUUUGGAUAGACAGGCCACCCUUGCAGGAGAUGUUGAAUGGAAAGCUCAAAAAAAUGGAGUUAACCACUGUGGAUCUUCGAGUUGUUCAUCAGAAUUCACUUCUGAGCUGAUGGCCUCUCACACACUAUCCCUCCUUGACUGCGAGGAAACAACUGCUGCAGAGUCUUCUAACCAAGAGAAGUCCCCCCAUGUGAAGCCGAUGUCAGACAUGAACAUGCAAGGCUGCCAGAACAGGUCUGAGGAAGAGAAGUGGCAAUGUACGAGAAGCAGAGCUCUGACAGACAGCAUGCUGGAACUGGGGGAGCAAGUGCGUCGUGGCGGAAGACACUGUGCCCUGCUGCGUUCCCCACAAACAGGGGACAAGUGGCUUUCACCUGCCUGCUGUGAUGUGAAGCCAUGCUGCUGCCUCCUGGGCUCGGGUUCAUCAAAGCAAGGAGUCGUUCACAGUUUAUUUGUUGGACGUGACCUGACGGAAACAUCUCCAGCUGAAUCCACGGGCUCCAGGGGAGAGAGAGAGGGUGGUUUGUUUCUCAGUAACUCAACACACAAAGGUGGCAGACAGUGGGAUGCUGAUGUUGAAGAUAACACUGGUAAUUCAAGAAAAUCUAACUCAAAUCAAGGACCCCGUGUGGAGCCCAUGGCUCAGGAAUUAAAUGCUGAUAUACCUGAGAAGAGCUAUUUUCCAGGUGCAUCCUGCUUUCUCAGUGUGGGACAUACAGAUUACGCAGUCCAGUCCCCCUCUCAAGAAAGCAGCCUGCUGUUGCAGCCCACAUCAGGUCAGAGGAACAAGGACUUCAGUCAUUCUGAUGACCCAGCUAAGUCAUCGUUCAGCAAUGGGGAAAUGGGGUUGCUAAAAAACAAGUUAACACAGAGUAUUUUUACACAAGAGACUUUUCCUGCAGAUUCAGGAUUUCCAACCAAAGACAAUAAGCCAUCAGCAAAUGCAAAGAGCCCCUCAGGCAUGUCCAGCAGCAGCUCUCCAAGCUCUACAUCAGAGAUGGGAAAAUGGCAGAGACAAGCCCUGGAAAAGGCACAACAGGCUGUAAUUUGGGCACAUCGGCAGCAGCUGGAUGAGAUGGCAUCCUUGUGCUUCAAGGAAGAGUGCUUGAUAAACCAGAUGUCUGCAAUGGAUUUUCAGAAUUUUGUGACCAAGCUGGAUGAAGUCUUGGUACUGAAGUUGAAGUGUAUCCAAAUGAUGCGAGCCCAGCUCCAGCUGUAUUUAACCUCUCCUGGCACUGACACGUCCCUGCAAACACCUCUGCCAGUUUAGACCUUCUCUGCUUGCACAUGCCCAGGAACAGCUACCGCUGGUGUUUGGCCACACUUGGUGCUGCAGAGUGUGGAUCAUUAGGGGAUAACUUUUGGUUUGAUGUUUGUGAUUAGUGUGUAUUUUAGGUGAGGAUGGGGAGAAUUCUGAGUAAAUUGGAGAUGACUACUUGACACCACAAGCUUUUGUGUUUCCUUAAUACCAGUAAGCCAUGUUUUUAAGAAUAACAAUUCAGCAGCCUUUAAAUAUCUCACCAAGCAGCAGGCAGUCCUGUCUACAGUAUUCAUACCAGCUUCUCACAUGUCAAAGGCGCUUCUGUGUUGCCAAGAAAAUGAGGGGGAAAAACAUUUUGUAGCCAGGCACAGGUCUGAACAGAAAUGCUAUCCAGAAAAGUGUUUGCAAACAGAAGCCAGGAAAGAGAGGAACCACUCUUAAGCACACGAAUGUAACUAGACAGUAAGUAAACAGAAGUCAAGGCAGAGCAAGUGCUGUCACUUUCAGAAAGCAGCAGGCCAUUGUCACAUUUGCUCUUUGCUUGAGACAAAGGCUCCAGAGGUCCUUGAAAGAGGUGGCUUAGGUCAUGGUUAAUGGGUGGUUUAGUAGGGACUUUGUACCAAAGGUGCAUCUAGCAUGUUAAUAAGGAUGUGGGUUUCAUACUGCUGCUAACAGCUUACCUGCUACAAACCCGAGAUCUGUGCACUGUGGCACAACUGUACAGUGCUCGUCCGGGUGAACAGAGUUGAUUUUUCACAGCAGAAGAGGGUCUGGCUAGAGGCAGUGAGAUUUCAGAAACUCCUCACAGUGCUGUUAUGUGCAGUUGGUAUUUGAAUCAAGAACUACAGAAUCAUUAUCUGUAGCCCUACAAAAACUGGUGCUUCAUGCAUCACAACCAGAACCACAAACCAAGAUCACCUGCUGAAGCCACAAGUGAACUUGAAAGAUGCUCAGCUGACAAUGUGCUGUGCGAGUGCUCCUGCUCCAAAACUGGGGCUGUCGCAGCACCUUCAACCACCCCAGUGUCCCCUCGGUAGCCUGCAUUAGCUGAAUCAGAGCCUGCUCAGUAGCCAGAAAUGCCAAGGGUUAGGGGACGCUGCUGUCCGACCAGCAGUGAACGUUACUGCCUGCGUCUUCAGCUACCCCGAGGAGCCCAGGUCAGGCUGAGCCACAGUGCAGCAGCAGCAGUGACACCAUUAUCUGGGCUGCAUAUCUGGGGCAAACACUCCCAGGAAUGUCACACAGCAUAGCCCUGGGGAGGAAUCCUAACAGAAGGAAGUCCCACAUCAGUGCCCUGACUGCUGGGGCUGGUUUUUAGCACUGGUUAGUCUGUCUUGCCCUUGAGACUGGAUUACUCUGUGGAGCAGAGCAGAGCCCUCCAGGGUCUGAGUUUACGGCUCUCCAGACGGUUCCUGUGUGCAGGUUACAGGCCAGCAGCAAGUCACGCCUGAGCCCAGGUCUCCCAGCCCCGUUUUCAGAAGCCUUGCCUGGAGAAAUGAGGUUCCAGGAGCCAGGCUCCAUGUCAGGGGCACUGUGGUUAUUUGUGCACAGCAUAGUGACAGGCACCAGAGAGCUAUAAAGCAGUGGGACUCCCAGGCACCUUCUUAAAGCCACAGAGGGAAGAACAGGCAUUAAACCAAGCUCCCCUUUAAAAACAGCAACUCUUAGAAAGCCUCCCUCCACCUCCUGGGCCAGGGAGAGCUUUCCUGUGCAUAAGGUGAAGAGAUGUGGCAGUUGGGUAGUGCAUGUGCCUUCUGAAAGCAUAAAUGGAUGUGAACACUUAGAGCCAUUUCCCAGCACUUUUUCUGCAAACGAACAGAAAACAGGGCUCUGGGGAGCUGCUGAGGGGUAUGAGACUGCCUGGAGCGAAGGAAAAGGUGAGGCUGUUAGGAUGGGUGCACAGGUCACAGGAAAAUGAGAUGCUCAGCCAGUAAUGCAGUGCUAGGGAGGAAAACUUCCCCUCUGUGUACUCUGACAUUUGGGAGAUGAGUACUGGUUGGUUGUACUUUGAGGUUUUUUAAAGGAGCAGCUCAACAAACUACAUUCACAGGCAUUUUGUCUCUUACCCAAGCUGGCCAUUUCUAAAGCAACACACAUGGAAGAACCAUUUGCACAAUCAACAGUGCCAUGUCCUAACCUCAGUAUUUUCAGAGUAGUUAAGACAGGUAAGUGACCAGAAAUUUCCACGAGCAGGAGAGGGGAGUUAAGUCAGCUACCAAAGUCAAGCCACUCACGAUUCCUGUCCGGUCUACUGUGAAAAAGGUGUCUGGAAGAUCAGAGCCUCAGUGCAAGUUCCCAGAGCAGGAACUAUUGUAUCCCUGGAGGAAUGGCCAGGAAUACUGAGAAACAACAAAUAAACAAAACAACAAAAAAGCAGUUUUCUAAGGUCUGAUAUUUUUUGAAGUGGAGCAAUCUAGCCACUCCACAAGACUAGACCUUAUGCAAUGUAAGAUUUUUUUUAUCAGUCUGUUUUCAGAAUUGUGUUUUCCCUGCUAAAAUGUAUGAGUUGUCUAAAAUAAAUAAAUAAAUAAAAAAUAACAGCAGUCCUGGCUGGGAAAAAUCACCCAGCCUUAGCAAUAGGGCUACAGACACACUUGAAGUGCUGCAGUCCCAGGAGAUACCAGAGCUGAGCUCCUCAUACACAAAGCUGCUGUCAAAAACAGCAACAGUUUUCUCUCUGCUCUUACGGUUAUUACCUAGAUGCUGCUUUAAUUCUUGUGUGAAAAUGUGCUAAAUGAGCUGUUUGAUAUUGCACUGACACCUGCUAUGAAUGGUUUUUGUUUCAGCCUGAAGAAAGUAUGGAAGUGUUUGUCGUUACAGCAGUCUAAGAGAUUAAGACAUCUUGGCUGGGUGCAAUCAAAUAAAUACAGAACUAAAAUGUCUUUUGUCCUCGGGUGUGACAAAGACUAUUAA
Messenger RNA from Athene cunicularia (burrowing owl), 7273 nucleotides. It is a transcript of the gene KIF24, whose product is annotated as kinesin family member 24. The record is from RefSeq and is a predicted model, not a curated record. Gene Ontology annotation, molecular function: microtubule binding; ATP binding; microtubule motor activity. Gene Ontology annotation, biological process: microtubule-based movement. NCBI's taxonomy places the organism in Eukaryota, Metazoa, Chordata, Aves, Strigiformes, Strigidae. The transcript has 13 exons. The coding region runs from base 95 to 4369 and encodes 1424 amino acids.